AUGAAUUCACAAGAUGUACAAGAUCAAAUCGUCAAAAACGAGCACAUCAAUUUGCACUUCCGAACGAUUGAUGCAGUAGCGCUAGUAACUAUUGAUGGUCGGGAAACGUUAAGCCGGUGCACAAACAAUAAUCAAUACGGUGAACUUAUCUGGAGCAAGAACCUCUUAGCACUCUCUUUUGAAUAUGUUCAACCGGUGUAUGGGAGUGUAUCCAUGUUACGCUCGACUAGCGAGACGUCACGGAGCAGAGCAGAGGAAGAAAGGACUAGAGCUAAGAUUCCAACGGGAAGCUCGAAGAGUCGUGAAGCGAAGGUCUUAAAGGGAUGCGAGGGUUUAGCAGGGAACCCAAGGCGAGGCUUGAGGAGUAGACGUACUCCGAAGAAGGUAAAUUGA
This is a messenger RNA of Plasmopara halstedii, 393 nucleotides long. RefSeq lists its product as uncharacterized. The record is from RefSeq and is a predicted model, not a curated record. The transcript is spliced from 2 exons. The coding region runs from base 1 to 393 and encodes 130 amino acids. Lineage: Eukaryota; Oomycota; Peronosporomycetes; Peronosporales; Peronosporaceae.